Molecule: messenger RNA, 999 nt
Organism: Prorocentrum cordatum
Lineage: Eukaryota; Dinophyceae; Prorocentrales; Prorocentraceae
Source: the annotation of a GenBank genome assembly
GAGGCGGACAUCGGGCUUGCUGAGACGCCCGAGCACUCUCCCGCGGAGGCUGAGGUUCUCGACCGGCCUCUUGGGCCCCAAGCGCCGCCCUCUGCAAUCCACGAGGGCAGCGCCGCAGACGAGGCAGUGGAACUUGCCUCCGAGGGUGGCGUGGCGACCACGGCGGACGCGGCGGGCGCCACUCGCGCGGAGGGCGCUGCAGCUCUGCGCCUCCGGCUGACGCUCGUGCGAGCCCUGCUGCGCUCCCAGCUGCAGCGCGCGGCGGAGGCGGCCGAGGAGGCCUACGGCCGGGCGCUCGCUCUGGCCCGGGCGGGGCUGCGCGAAGACCGCUGGGGCUGCGCGCGGCUCUGCGCCGACCGCGCCGUGGUCCGGCGGCGGCUGGGGGACUUGGCGGGGGCCCUGGCGGACGCGGACGAGGCUCUCUCGACGUUCCCUCGGUACGCGCGGGCCCUGUUCCGUCGGGGGCUGGUGCUGCUGGAGCUCGGCAGGCCGAGAGAUGCCGUCCGCGCCUUUGAGGGCGUCUUGAGGCUCGACCGCCGCUGGCCGCAGCUCUGCCACUGGCUCGCGCGGGCGCGGGCGGAGUCGCGGCGCGCCGACGUGGCACGGGGCGCUGCGCGGGGAGCGGCAGAGGACGAGGCUGGAGAGAACUACUACGGUCUCCUAGGCGUCUCCGCCGACUUCACCCUGGACGAACUGAAGCACGCCUUCAGGAGGGCUAGCCUCACGUACCAUCCCGACAAGCCCGGGGGCUCGGAGCGCGCCUUCCGGCGCGUGGCGGCCGCCUACGAGACGCUCGCGGAUCAGGAGCGGCGCAAGUCUUACGACCAGGGCCGGGAUCUGUCGGACUCUUUUUUCCAGGAGAUUGAGCGAGAGUAUUUUCCUGAGCGGUACGGCUUCUGGCCUUUUGGCGACCCCUAUGAGGACAAGCGGCGAUUUAUGUCCUUACGCCGUGGCCAGACUAGCCAGAGGGGUGCCCAGGAGCAGGCAUGGGAUCUAUGA